Belonocnema kinseyi is the source of this 3821-nucleotide messenger RNA. Its product is annotated as cytochrome P450 4c3-like. NCBI's taxonomy places the organism in Eukaryota, Metazoa, Arthropoda, Insecta, Hymenoptera, Cynipidae. The transcript has 8 exons. Gene Ontology annotation, molecular function: monooxygenase activity; heme binding; oxidoreductase activity, acting on paired donors, with incorporation or reduction of molecular oxygen. The record is from RefSeq and is a predicted model, not a curated record. The coding region runs from base 427 to 1953 and encodes 508 amino acids.
ACACACUGUAAACUCAUUACUCUCAGAUUUCAGUCCUCUCGUCUCUUACGAGCUAAAACUUACAAAACACUUUGACAAUUGUUGAAAAGUUUUGUAUGUUAAGAUUCUUUUGCAAAAAACUAUAAAAAUUAUCUGGGAGAAAAUAUAGAGUAUUCUAUUUAAAAAAAAGGACCCGGAUACGGGUCUCAUGAUUGUAAACGUAGUGUCUAGAACGGUUCCGGAAAUCAUCCUUCAAGAGGACUUUUUUCUCACGCAAUGACGUCCAACAAUAAAAAGUGUUCAGACUCAAAACUCGAAUGAGUCUGGUGGUCUUUUUCUAUUUAAAGCCAAGCGCUGAGGUAUCACCGAUUAGUCUUCACAGAUAGAUUCCGCGAAACAAAGAUCAGUUUUGAUACCCAUUUUUGUGAAAUCGCUGUGUGCAAAAAAAUGACUGCGAUUAUGCAGCCUACUUUGAAAGCGGGAGGACAAUCAUGGAAUACUACCCUGGUUCUUUCGCUGUGUGUUGCUGGGAUGUUCUUGGCACUUUUCGUCAAAAGAGCCAAAUUUUUGUACUCGUUGAGGAAGGUUCCUUCGCCCUUCGCAUUACCCGUCAUCGGAAAUGCUUUGCAACUAAAUUGUGACUUGGAAGUAUUUUUCAAAAAAUUGGUGCAAUGGAGUUGUGAAUUCGGCGACCUUUUCAUCAUUUGGGUUGGGAUGAGGCCAUUCCUCUGGAUUUAUAGAGUGGAACAAGUUCAACCUCUGCUGAGCAGUAGCAUUCAUAUAGACAAAAGUCCAGAAUACGAAUUUGUAAGACCCUGGCUCGGAACAGGACUACUCACGAGUAACGGUGUCAAGUGGCAUGCUAGAAGAAAAUUGCUAUCGCCAACAUUUCACAACGAGCUUUUGAAAGAGUACCUUAAAGUGGCAAUCAAAGAAGUUAACGUUCUGACCUAUUGCUUACAAGAUGAAGUUGGAAAAGCUGCUUUUGACAUCGUCCCUUACACAAAACGGGCAGCCCUCGAUGUUAUUUGCAAUACUGCUAUGGGAUAUCCAAUCAAUGCACAAACGAAUCGAAAAAAUGAAUACGUCUUGGCUGUUGAAAGAUUGCAGACACUUAUGCAGAUGAGGUUCACAAACAUUUGGAUAAAAUUGGACCCCAUUUUUAACAUGACUUCUUGGGGAAAGGAACAGGCUCGCUUGAUCAACAUAAUUCACAGUUUUGUAGACAAGGUGAUUUUCGAAAGGAAAAUUGAAUGGUCCUUAAAAGUCGACGGAAAUUUCAACGAAAAACCUAGAAGAACUCAAGCUUUGUUGGACUUGUUAUUGGACAUGAAUCAUAAUGGAGCAAAAUUAUCAGACGAAGAUUUGCGUGAAGAAGUUAAUACUUUUAUGUUUGCUGGGCACGAUACAAUAGCCACUAGUGUUUCCUGGCUUCUUUAUGCUUUGGGAAGAAAGCCUGAAUAUCAGAAAUUAAUUAUUGAAGAAUACGAAAACGUAGUUGGCUCCGCAGAACUUACAAUCGACUUGCUUUCAAAACUAGUCUGGUUAGAUGUCUGCCUGAAGGAAAGUUGGAGGCUUUAUCCAGUUGCUCCUUUAAUAGCACGGCAAAUUAACAGUCCUUUCAAAUUAUCUGAACAGGUUAUUCCGGCAGGUACAACAGUUUUAGUACAUUCGUAUUUGCUUCAUCGCGAUCCACGAUAUUUUCCUCAACCGGAGGUCUACAUGCCGGAACGCUUCCUGCCUGACAAGCCAAAACCACCCCCAUUCACAUACAUUCCUUUCAGUGCAGGAUCAAGAAAUUGCAUUGGAUGGAAAUUUGCGCAAAUGGAAGUCAAAGUCACAAUGCUGGCAAUUCUCAGAGCCUACGAAAUUCAAUCAAUACAAACGGAGGAUCAACUCAGGUUCAUAUCAAAUCUUGUUCUUGAUAACGCUGGUGGAAUUCCGAUCAGAAUUAAACCACGAAAAGCUUGCUAAAAAAAAUCUGCAAACGACUGGCAUGCUGAUGCUGAUAAAAAUCUAUUCGAGUCAAUUUGUUAUUAUAUACGAGUAAAGAAGUAUUUAACUCUUAAGAAAUAAUUCUAUUUGAAAGAAAAAAAAAACUAAAACUUCAGGGAGUCCAAAUUGGAAUUCCUUCCCAGAUUCUAUAUUAGGGUGUCUAGUGAUCAGGCAAUUUGAAAUUCUCAGUUUUUUCCCGAUCGAAUUUUUUCCCCGACCAAUUUAAAGAUUUCUUUUUAUAUGGUGCAGCUUUUUAAAAUUUCUAUUAAAUUAGACUUUAUUGAAAUAAUUAAAAUAAUUAAAUAAAAUAAUAGUUAAUAAUGAUUAAUAAUAAUUAAUAAUAAGUAAAUAAUUUUAAAAAUGCCUUCGAAUCAUUUGAAGCAAAUGCCUUAAAACCUUCAGAUUUUCCUAUCCCUAAUUCUCGAUUAAAUAACAAUAAGAAAAUAAAAUAGAACAAGAUUCUAAAAAAAAUUCUGGGGUUUUUUUCAAUUUUCGGAUCUACUAGACAUCCUGCAAUCUUUCAAACUGAAAAGGCUAAAUUAAGUUUUCAAAAUUUAUUACAUGCUUCCUUAAUUUUAACAUAUUUUUAUCUUAUUGGAAAGCAAUGGUACUGUAUCAAACCAAAUACUGAUUAAGCAUUAUUUAAGACUGGGGAAAAUCGGAUUGUAGAUUAAAAAAGAAAAUCUCAACCUAGCGGCCUAUUCGGAUAGAAUAUUUAAAAAAGACUGUUAAUUCAUUUAUGGUUACUUGAAAAAAGUGCUGUUUAUGUACCAAGUACAUUAUCGGUCGAUCGGCUUUGAUUGCAAAACCUUAUCGGCGCCAGAGCUGAGCAGAAAGUGUCGAUAAUUCAAUUCAAAAAAAUAUUUUUAAUCAGUCGAUAAUUAAUUAUCUUUAAUUUAUAAUUUUGUUUACAAAUAAUUUUUUUUCUGGCCUAAAUCUUUAUUAAUUCAAUUACUUACUAUAAAGCACUUUCUGCAUAGCUCUGACAUUUUAAAUAAAAUAAGGCUGCAGCAAUAUUAAAAUUAAAAUGUAAAUACCCAGCAAAGGUAAUUUUAAUAUUGCAUUAUUAAGCAUUAUUUAGCUAAGUGAAAUAAGUUUAGUAAGUAGGUUCAGUCUUUCAUCAACCAUAAUCUAAGAGUUACCUAACUAAACGAUAACUCUACUGAUACAAAUGUUUUCUCUUUUUUUAUAUCAAAAAUUUGUAUUUCUAAGACAUUUGGUAUGUAAAACUAUGUUAUUUAGAGUUGCUGGACUGCAUAUCUAAACUCAAAAUCUAAACGCCUUAUUUUACUAAAUAAAUACUACAAUGAAAUAAUUUUUAAAUACCAAACAGUACAACUUUCUUAAAUAGAAAUGAGCAUAUACUAGAGAAGUCAAAAUGUAUAGCUGUAAAAAAUAGGAAAAGGUUUUCGAAAUAAUGGAAAAAAGAAGUACUUGUUAUUAACUUUUUUUAAAUUAAAGUCUAGUCACCUCUGAACAAUUAUUAUUCGUUAAAGCAAUUUUGUUUCCCAUGCAAAUCGUGAAAAUUUAUUAUUUUUGUGAUAAAUGAUUCACUUGAUGAAUGUCAAGAUUAAUGUUUCUCUUUUAACUUGUUUUUUAAUUAUUCAGACAAUUGUUGUCUCUAUAAUUCAUGAAAAUUUAUUAUCUUUUGAAUUAAUGACACAAUUAACGAAUCUUGAGAGUAAUAUAUUUUGUGAAUAACACUUGGGAUUUUUAAAAUUUGUUCCUCUAUAUAUUUUAACGAUGUACUACUUUCUGGAAUUAUUAUUAUUAUAGAAUCAGAAUUUUUUGAAUAAGUUUCAAAUAUUAAAAAAAAAUAUUACUCUUAACAUUCGUUAAUUGUGGCA